Oryzias latipes (Japanese medaka) is the source of this 4144-nucleotide messenger RNA. Lineage: Eukaryota; Metazoa; Chordata; Actinopteri; Beloniformes; Adrianichthyidae. The record is from RefSeq and is a predicted model, not a curated record.
GUGGUUCUCCAGUCGAUGCCUUUAAUUGCUCCUGGGCUGUAUCAAUACCUACCGGUUUUACUGCUCCAUCACGAGCCACUGGGAACGGGUUGCCCGGGAAACGGCCGCAUGGCAACAGGAUCAGAGCCUGGGGGUUGUCUGCUUGUAGGUCUGCUCUCAUUUUAAAUCGCAUUUCCUCACUAGAUGGUGUGCAAGUCACUGGAGAGAAGACUUCCUCGCGCGGUGAAGCCUCCAUCCGAACAGACCUGGGAAAACUACAGGACGGAACACUUCCUGAGCGGACUCCGAGGUGGAAAAGUGUGGGGAUAACUAAAGCUCGAUUCUCCGGCAGAUUUUGUGUAAGGCUGACGCUCGCUUUUGGCAUCCAGAAGACUUGGGAGAACUAGCGACAGCAGAAUCCAGCUGUGAUGGACAUAAUGAUUGCGGUGCAGGAUGCCUGCGUGUCUGGUCAGUGGCUUACCGCGUUCAUUCUUAGCCUGUGCUGCUUUCUGCCGUCCUGUUUGCCCGCUGGACAAACUGUGGACUAUUCGUCGAUUGAAAGUGUGGUCAGCAGACAAGGCGACACGGCUCUUUUGAGGUGCUAUCUGUUGGAUGGGAUCUCUAAAGGAGCCUGGCUGAACCGCUCCAGCAUCAUCUUCGCAGGGAGCGACAAGUGGUCCGUGGACCCCCGGGUGUCCAUAGUAUCCAGCGUGCGAGACAAACACGAGUACAGCCUUCAGAUACAAAAAGUGGAUGUAUUCGAUGACGGAGUGUACACUUGCUCCAUUCAGAGUGAGCGGAACCCACGGCCAAAGCUCCUCAACCUCAUUGUAAAAGUUCCUCCCAAGAUAUAUGACAUUUCCUCUGACAUCACAGUUAACGAGGGCAGCAACGUGUCUCUCAUCUGCACAGCCAGCGGGAAGCCUCAGCCAGCCAUUUCCUGGAGACACAUAACCCCGUCAGGGAAGAAAUACGAGAGCGGCGAAUAUCUCAACAUUACUGGCAUCACACGAGACCAAGGUGGGAACUACGAGUGCAGCGCUUUAAAUGAUAUUGCCUCUCCGGAUACCAAAACAGUAAAAGUCACAGUCAACUUUGCCCCAUCAAUCCACGAAAUGAAAAGUCACGGCGUCGGUUUGGGGCGCACAGCUCUGAUGCGGUGCGAGGCUGCUGCCGUGCCGUCUCCAACGUUUGAAUGGUACAAGGGAGAAAAAAGGAUUAUCAAGGAACAGGGGAUUGACAUCAAGAGCCUCAGCUCCAGAUCAGUCCUCACUGUGACCAACGUGACAGAAGAUCGUUACGGGAACUACACAUGUGUCGCCACCAACAAGCUAGGAAAGGCCAAUGCCAGUGUGCCUCUUAUUCAGCAGAGCUGGGUGGAAAAACCCACUUUGAUGCACUCAGUGCUAAAAUAUGAACAGCAAUUAUUGAACCCACCUCAACUAGUGCUGUCCCAAGCCCAGCGCCCAACACUGCACCCUAUGGGAGCACAGGAAGUGCGCACAUCCCACAGGCCUGCCGGUACCUGAUCCUGGCCUUCUCCUCCCUCAUCAGCGUGUACUAGCAGAGGCCAACCCAGACACAAUGACUGUCAACAGCAUUUAUGAAUCCUUUUUGACAUUGCUGAUGGCUGGAUCUGGUACAGUUUGUCGGAAAGCGGAAGUGGGAAAAAUAAUCAGCUUCACUUUGUGUGGGAUUUUUUUUUUCUUUCUGAAAUCAAUGUCAUGUAAAUACUACGAUGUGUUAUUUUAUUUUUUUAAUUGGUUUUAUUUCCUUUGUCAUUUCCUUCCCUUCUGGUUGACUGACCGCCUCGUGAAUCACUGCUUACCGUUUCCGAUCAUAUCGAAAGGCUCCGAGGCUUCAAACGAGUUACUUUCAUGCAUCUUUUCCCCGUCCGGCCAAUCGUGAGAAAAUCCCAUUCAUUUUUGUACAUGGCUUAAAAAAAACAACAACAAUUGUGCCAAUUCUCCCAAAUUAUCAUGACAAUGUUGUACUGUAUGCAUUAUGGGAUGUUGAAGAAAGAAAGACAUUUAGAUUCCUAACAAUAUACACUUUGAUUAAGGGGUGUGCUUAAAAUAUGUAUAAAAGAAAAAAAAGAAUAAAAAAAAAAGAUAAAACUAAAAAAUAGGCAGGGCAUUUUCAGGACCUGUGUUGUCAUGACUACUCAGUAGGUGGAUGAACAGUGUUGAAGGUGUGCUUUGUUGUAUUCUGAAAUGGGUCCUUCAUUUAUUCAACCUGCCGAACAGCUUUGAUCAAGCAGCCAUCAAAGUAGCAAAAGAAACUGUAUUGUAACUUUAUAUUUUAUAUAGUGUAGGCCUUUGUUGGAAAGUGGGACCAGUUUUUUCUCAUCCGAAGGACACAAACAGAAACCAUUACUUUGUACAGGAAGAGCGUUGAUCUCUUGCGUUUACAUUUUCUCCUAAAAAAGACCACAGUACAUCAUCACCCAUGCUCCUUUCUGAGGACAGAAAGUCAAUGUCACUACAAGUUUUAUUUUUAAAAACAAGUGAAGCCUAAGUUUAAAUUUGGCUUAUAUUGGAUGGUUUUGUCUCCAAAUUUGGCUUAGUUUAAAUUAAGACCCUGCAGGUGCAAAACGGGAUCUUUAGCUACAACUUUAGGCAGAAAAACUUGUUUAGCUAACUCUGUUUAAACUCCUUUUUACAACAAAUAGUCUCCUGAGUUCCUUUAGUAUUCACCGACACACCGGGAGAAAGCUCAUCUCCACAAACAUGAGUUAAACCUUCAAAGUCAGCUUCUAACGGAGCAAAGGAAAUCAUGACAUAAGCGACAGAAAGUACUGUAACACGGCAACCAGAUGAAGGCCUGGAAAUCUGCGUUACUGCAAGAGUUUUGUAGUCUCCACAUGAAUCUGUCAUUCAUCCUCCAGUAUCCUCGAACUGCGGUUGAAACAGAGGUACUGCACUGUAAUGCCUUAAUAGUACCAUAAAUAUGGAUUUCCCUUCAAUCAAAGCGACUCUCUCUCUCUGAAGCAGCUCAUCCGUCCGACACACUGAUAAGUGAAUGUUCAUAAACCAUAAGCUGACUUGUCUUUGGAAUGAGGCAUUAUAUCAACAAGCUGAAGGCUCCUGCAGGUACUUUUAAACAUGUCAGAUCAUCAGUAUCUGUGGUGCCGGUUAACAUGUCCGCCGGUUGUGUUUGGGUUAAGACUGUGUUCUCAUUUACCCCACGAGGAAGGGGCUCAAUGCUCAAGUUUAUGAAGGAUUUUCCCCACAUGAACUUGUGUCUGCAGAUCUGUCGAACAAUAGCUAACACAGCUGAAAGACUUAAAGCACAAACACUGUCAUUCGACUUGUGGUUGUUUGUUUUUGAACCUUUCUUUUCUUCUGGGCUUGUUUUACAAAAUUAUAAAAAAUACUGCACCAGAUGAUCUUGUUUAAAUGUUAAGAUAUAUUGCAAAUGGGUUUAUUUAUUCUCCUCCUUUAUGAAAAACAAUGCAUUUGAAAUAUGUAAAAGUGUAUUUGAAAAAGGCACAGUAUGGCAUAGUUUAUAAUGUUGUUGGGUUCUUUUAGAUUCCAUAACUGUUGUUGAUUAAGGUACGCCGAAGGAACAAGGUGUGCAAUCAGAUGACCUACUUUUCUGGACCAGAGGGGGUGUGAACCAGUAUAAACAGUAUUAUAGAGCAUAAUCAAUGUGUGUAUAUUUGGAGAAAAUAGGUACCUUUUGAUCUGUAGAGCCAGUGUGUAGUCCUAGUUUUCACACACUUGCGUGUUCGAUGAUGUGCAGAGAGUAUGGUUGUACUGCAUGUCAAAGUUAACCUGUGUUUUUAAGGUGGACAUUUAACAGAUCUUCAGGCUUUUUAUUGAAUGGAAGCAUUUCCUUUUGUUUUUCCAAAGGUUUUGGUUCAUGAACCUGGUCUGAAAAAUACAUACCUUCUACAGAUCACCAGGCUGUGUUUGUAUGUGAUUUCUUUCCAUUUGCUGAUGAACUGAAACAAAUGCUCUUUGGUUUCAAAUCAUUAUAACUAUUGUGGCAUACUGGUAAUAGUUUGGAGUUUUGCUGGUUGCUUGUCUAAACCCUUGAGGCCAUGCUAUUAUUCCAUAUGAAAUGUACUGGGUAUUGAUUCUUUUGAAUAUGGUAUUAACAAGUCCUUUUUAUCAAACCAUAUUAUUUGCAAUAAAAUUCUUCAUGUUACAAUUUAAACUCA